Contarinia nasturtii (swede midge) is the source of this 329-nucleotide messenger RNA. Its product is annotated as MIEF1 upstream open reading frame protein. Bases 46 to 252 code for a protein of 68 amino acids. The transcript is spliced from 2 exons. The record is from RefSeq and is a predicted model, not a curated record. NCBI's taxonomy places the organism in Eukaryota, Metazoa, Arthropoda, Insecta, Diptera, Cecidomyiidae.
AAAGCAAGAACAUUUUUCAUUCAAUUUACUAUUGCAUUGUAUACGAUGAACGCUGCAACAAAUCGGGAGGUUUUGCAAUUGUAUCGAAAAUUAUUACGAUACGGCAAAGAAUUGAAAUUCACAGAUCAAUCCUAUUUUCGAAGACGAGUUCGCAAGGAGUUCAUUUUAAAUAAGGACUUGGAAUCACAAGCAGAUAUUGAAUUCCAAAUUAAGAGAGGUGAAGCUCUACUGCAGCGGAAGAGAGUAGUUUGAUGUGGUCUAGACAACGACUGAGAUAUGAUUCGCGUAUUCUUUCAUCCACUUUGUCAUCAAUACAAUCAAGUUUUACC